AUGCUGCGGUGGUGGGAGUAUUUGGACUCCACAUGGCAGCAGCGGCACGGGUUUCAGGCUUUCAGCAGUGGCCGCAACUAUAGAAGCGGCAGCAACGAUAGAAGCGGCAGUGGCAGCAGAGGCAGCGGCGACAACAGCCCGUCGCUGGCAGGGGUGAAGCAUAUCGUGGCUGUGGUGUCCGCGUGGCAUCGGCAAGUCCACCACUGCUGUGAACGUGGCAGUGACGCUCGCCCACCACGUGCGCCUGGUGGUGGGGCUGCUGGGCGCCUAUCUCUUCGGAUGCCCCGCCCCACUCUCCCUCUCUCGCGCACGGCGUGCUCUGCAUGUCCAUGGGCUUUCCUCGUGGACUUCAUCAUGCCUGCUCAUGUGGCCACCGUGUGGCGCCGGCCCAUGGUGAUGGCGACGGUGGAGAAGCUGGUAAAGGGGACGGAGUGGGGGCGGCUUGACGUGCUGCUUGGCACGGGCUACAUGGAGCUCAACUUGAGCCACAAGUUCCGACUGUCAGGAGCAGCAGGAGCCACAGGUGAGGAGGCGGCGGUGGGAGGGCAGCAUCAGGGUGAGCAGGUGGAGGGGGAGCAGGAGGGGGUUUUGAUGGAUUAUGACACGGCUGACCAUCAUCCACAGCACGAGCAUGUGUUGUCUGAAAAACAAGAGAGGGAUGGAGGGGAAGCAGGGGAACUCAAAAGAGUCCCAGCAGCAGGCGAAUAA
This is a messenger RNA of Closterium sp. Naga37s-1, 708 nucleotides long. The record is from the annotation of a GenBank genome assembly. Lineage: Eukaryota; Viridiplantae; Streptophyta; Zygnematophyceae; Desmidiales; Closteriaceae.